UGACUGCGCUGUGGUUGUGUUGUUGGUAAGAUGGCGGCGGCUGGAGGCGGCCCUGUACAGGGAGUACACGUGGGGAGGAAAAAGGCCCCCAAGCGCUACUGGGACUCGCAGGCUGAGGCUGGGAGCAAGGGAGCGGGCGAAGGUCAGGUGGCUGAGCGAGCGAAUCAGAGAGCUGAGAAAACGAGGAGGAAGAAGAGCGAGGGGAGAGGAAAGAAGCUGAUCUCUGGGAAAGUGGACCCUUUCCCUGGCCCUGCUCCAGUUCCUAAAGAGAGGAGGCAGAAGUUUGAACGAGGGCAGAAGAAUGAAGUGCGCUCUCUCUCCAAGGGCAGGUUGAAGGAUCAUCUCUCUAAGACGGAGGAGAAGAUUGACCUGGCGCUGAACCAGGCGGCUCGAUCCGACCUGCUGCUAGCGGAGGAGGCUGGGUUCCUGGUGGGGGAGGAAGGGGAGGAUACAUGCACUAUUGCACAGGAUGACAUCGCUGAGGCCGUCGACAUUACUGCCGGGGCUAAGUACUUCAAUCUGUCUCUCAGUCAGUUUGGGCCAUACAGGAUAGACUACACCCGGAACGGCAGGCACUUGCUCCUGGGAGGUCGUCUGGGUCAUGUUGCCUCUCUAGACUGGCAGAGCAAACAGCUGCAGAGCGAGAUGAACGUGAUGGAGAGUGUGAACGACGUGAGGUGGCUGCACUCAGAGAACAUGUUUGCUGUGGCUCAGAGGAAGUGGCUGUAUAUCUAUGACAACCAGGGGGUUGAGCUUCACUGUGUGAAGAAGUUCAAUGACGUGCUGCGCAUGGAGUUCCUGCCCUACCACUUUCUGCUCGCCACCGCGAGCUCCUUGGGGUUCCUACAGUAUCUCGACGUCUCGGUCGGUCGGGAGGUCAGUGUGAUCUGCACGAAGAAUGGCCGGCUGGACGUGAUGACACAGAAUCAGAGCAACGCCGUGGUGCACCUGGGACACCCCACAGGCACGGUGACUCUCUGGUCCCCCAAUCAGAAGGAGCCGCUGGUGAAGAUGCUAUGCCACCGAGGCGGCGUGAGAGCGAUCGCCGUGGACAAGACGGGCACGUACAUGGUGACGGCAGGGCUGGACAGGAAGCUGAAGGUGUUCGAUAUCCGCUCCUUCAAGCCACUUGCCUCAUACCUGCUUCCUGCCGGAGCAACCAGCCUGAGCAUGAGUCAGAGAGGACUGCUGGCAGCAUGCUGUGGAGACACUGUGCAGGUUUAUAAGGAUGUGUGUUCAACGCCUGUGUCCCGGCCUUACAUGGCUCACCGCGCUCCAGGCAGGGUAUGGGCCGCGCAGUUCUGUCCCUAUGAGGAUGUGCUGGGAAUUGGACAUGGAGACGGCUUCACCAGUAUGCUGGUGCCAGGGGCGGGCGAGGCUAACUUCGACGCUCUGGACUCAAACCCAUUCCGCAGUGUGAAGCAGAGGCAGGAGUGGGAGGUGAAGGCGCUGCUGGAGAAGAUCCAGCCCGAACUCAUCACCCUGCAGCCCAGCAAACUGGGAGAACUAGACACGGCCAGCUACCAACAGAGACACAAGGAGAGAGUGGAGAGACUGGGGUUCGACCCUCACGAGAAAGAGAAGUUUGAACCCAAACUGAAGAUGAAAGGUCGGAGUUCAACCGGGAACGUCCAGCGGAGGAAGAAGAUGAUCAGGAAUGAGGAUCAGAGAGAGUUGAUCAAGCAGAGUCUGGAAAUGAAGGACCGUGCUGACAAGGAAAGGAAGAAAGAGGAGAAGAUGACCAACCUGGGUCAGAGGUCUGCGCUGGAUCGCUUCCAGAAAUAACGAGAGAGGAAGAGAGAGGACUGUGCAGUUCAGCAUUUUGUAUAAUGUUUUUUUUUUUUUUUUUUUCUUAUAACACUUUGUAAAGUUAUUAUAUUGUUGCGAAAAAAAUCAGUUGAAAAACUGAAAAAAAAUAAAUCUGUCAACAGCCCAUGGACUUUCAAGGUCUCUGGAAUUAUAUCAACUUUCGUGAGAAUAAAACACUGCCCUUUGAA
Messenger RNA from Polyodon spathula (Mississippi paddlefish), 1997 nucleotides. RefSeq names its product WD repeat domain 46 (gene wdr46). Gene Ontology annotation, biological process: maturation of SSU-rRNA from tricistronic rRNA transcript (SSU-rRNA, 5.8S rRNA, LSU-rRNA). The transcript is spliced from 15 exons. The record is from RefSeq and is a predicted model, not a curated record. NCBI's taxonomy places the organism in Eukaryota, Metazoa, Chordata, Actinopteri, Acipenseriformes, Polyodontidae. Bases 31 to 1785 code for a protein of 584 amino acids. Gene Ontology annotation, molecular function: protein binding. Gene Ontology annotation, cellular component: small-subunit processome; nucleolus; 90S preribosome.